This is a messenger RNA of Eleginops maclovinus (Patagonian blennie), 5113 nucleotides long. It is a transcript of the gene smc3, whose product is annotated as structural maintenance of chromosomes 3. The record is from RefSeq and is a predicted model, not a curated record. NCBI's taxonomy places the organism in Eukaryota, Metazoa, Chordata, Actinopteri, Perciformes, Eleginopidae. Gene Ontology annotation, molecular function: cohesin loader activity; double-stranded DNA binding; ATP binding. The coding region runs from base 164 to 3817 and encodes 1217 amino acids. Gene Ontology annotation, biological process: mitotic sister chromatid cohesion. Gene Ontology annotation, cellular component: mitotic cohesin complex; chromosome. The transcript has 29 exons.
CCAUUUUCCAUGUUAUUCUCUUCGCCAGUGUUUAACCAAUUUUGAAUGCAUCAAUUUCUAAUAAUUUGUUAGAUUUGGGUUAUUAACUUCCCGGCUUCUCCAGCUACGUGCGGAGGGAUCUUAUCUCCGUAAUAAGCCAAGGGGCCGCCUUGUUCAGACAGCCAUGUACAUCAAACAGGUCAUCAUCCAGGGGUUCCGAAGUUACAGGGACCAGACUGUGGUGGAUCCUUUCAGCCCAAAACACAAUGUCAUCGUGGGAAGAAAUGGAUCAGGAAAAAGUAACUUUUUCUAUGCCAUCCAGUUUGUGCUCAGUGAUGAGUUCAGCCACCUGCGACCUGAACAGCGCCUGGCCCUGCUCCACGAGGGAACUGGUCCUCGUGUCAUUUCGGCUUUUGUGGAGAUUAUAUUUGACAACUCUGACAACCGGCUUCCGAUCGACAAAGAGGAAGUCUCCCUCCGCCGUGUCAUUGGCGCGAAGAAGGACCAGUACUUCUUAGACAAGAAGAUGGUGACUAAGAACGACGUCAUGAACCUUCUGGAGAGUGCCGGCUUCUCUCGCAGCAACCCCUACUACAUCGUCAAGCAGGGAAAGAUCAACCAAAUGGCCACAGCUCCGGACUCCCAGCGUCUGAAGCUGCUGAGAGAGGUGGCGGGAACACGCGUGUAUGAUGAGCGCAAAGAGGAGAGUAUUUCUCUCAUGAAGGAGACAGAGGGGAAGCGAGAGAAGAUCAAUGAGCUAUUGAAGUACAUCGAGGAGCGUCUGCACACCCUGGAGGAUGAGAAGGAGGAGCUGGCUCAGUAUCAGAAGUGGGACAAGAUGAGAAGAGCCCUGGAGUACACCAUCUACAACCAGGAGCUCAACGAGACUCGCGCCAAGCUGGAUGAGCUUUCCAGCAAGAGAGAGACCUGUGGAGACAAAUCCAGACAGCUGCGCGAUGCUCAGCAAGAUGCCCGGGACAAAGUAGAGGAAACGGAGCGUGUCGUGCGAGAGCUGAAGUCCAAGAUCUCUGCCAUGAAGGAGGAGCGAGAGCAGCUCGGGGCCGAGCGCCAGGAGCAGAUCAAGCAGAGGACCAAGCUCGAGCUGAAGACCAAGGACCUGCAGGACGAGCUGGCAGGCAACAGCGAACAGAGGAAACGCCUGCUGAAGGAACGUCAGAAGCUGCUGGAGAAAAUCGAGGAGAAGCAAAAAGAGCUGCAGGAGACUGAACCCAAAUUCAACAUGGUUAAGGAGAAAGAGGAGCGGGGCAUAUCCAGACUGGCCCAGGCUACCCAGGAGAGGACAGACCUGUACGCCAAGCAGGGCCGAGGCAGCCAGUUCACCUCCAAGGAGGAGAGGGACAAGUGGAUCAAGAAGGAGCUGAAGUCUCUGGACCAGGCCAUAAACGACAAAAAGAGGCAGAUCGCAGCCAUCCACAAAGACCUGGAGGACACGGAGACCAACAAGGAGAAGAACCUCGAGCAGUACACUAAACUCGAUCAAGAUCUUAAUGAGGUGAAGACCCGCGUUGAGGAACUGGACAAAAAAUAUUAUGAGGUGAAGAACAGGAAGGAUGAGCUGCAGAGCGAAAGAAACUACCUGUGGCGCGAGGAGAACGCAGAGCAGCAGGCCCUGGCCGCCAAACGAGAAGACCUGGAGAAGAAGCAGCAGCUCCUCCGAGCGGCCACCGGCAAGGCUAUUCUGAACGGCAGCGACAGCAUCAGCAAAGUCCUUGAGCAUUUCCGUCGCAAGGGUAUCAACCAGCAUGUCAUCAAUGGUUACCAUGGCAUCGUCAUGAAUAACUUUGAGUGUGAGCCUGCCUUUUACACCUGUGUCGAGGUGACUGCUGGAACCAGGCUGUUCUAUCACAUUGUGGAGACUGACGAGGUCAGCACCAAAAUACUGAUGGAGUUCAACAAAAUGAACCUGCCUGGAGAAGUCACCUUCCUGCCCCUGACCAAGCUGGAUGUCAGGGACACGGCCUACCCAGAGACCAACGAUGCUAUUCCCAUGAUCAGCAAGCUGCGCUACAGCAACACCUUCGACAAGGCCUUCAAGCACGUGUUCGGGAAGACUCUGAUCUGCCGCAGCAUGGAAGUCUCAACCCAGCUGGCCCGAGCCUUCACCAUGGACUGUAUUACUCUGGAGGGUGACCAGGUGAGCCACCGCGGAGCUCUGACAGGAGGUUACUACGACACCAGGAAGUCUCGCCUGGAGCUGCAGAAAGACAUGAGGAAGGCGGAGGAGGAGCUGGGGGAGCUGGAGGCCAAGCUCAAUGAGAACCUGCGCAGGAACAUCGAACGUAUCAACAAUGAGAUCGACCAGCUGAUGAACCAGAUGCAGCAGAUCGAGACCCAGCAGAGGAAGUUUAAGGCGUCCAGAGACAGUAUCCUGUCCGAGAUGAAGAUGCUGAAGGAGAAGAGGCAGCAGUCAGAGAAGACCUUCAUGCCCAAGCAACGCAGCCUGCAGAGUCUGGAGGCCAGCCUCCACGCCAUGGAGUCCACUAGGGAGUCACUGAAGGCCGAGCUGGGCACAGACCUGCUCUCUCAGCUCAGCCUGGAGGACCAGAGGCGCGUCGAUGACCUCAACGACGAGAUCCGCCAGCUUCAGCAGGACAACAGACAGUUGUUGAACGAGAGGAUUAAGCUGGAGGGCAUAAUGACCAGAGUGGAAACGUAUCUCAACGAGAACUUACGGAAGCGCCUUGACCAAGUGGAGCAGGAGCUGAACGAGCUGCGAGAGACUGAGGGAGGCACCGUGCUCACAGCCACCACCUCUGAGCUGGACGGCAUCAACAAACGUGUCAAAGAGACUCUGUCACGAUCAGAAGAUCUGGAUACUUUGGUUGACAAGAUCGAGAUUGAGAUCAAGGACCACAUAAAGAGCAUGGAGCGCUGGAAGAACAUCGAGAAGGACCAGAACGACGCCAUCAACCACGACACCAAGGAGCUGGAGAAGAUGACCAACAGGCAGGGCAUGCUGCUCAAGAAGAAAGAGGAGUGCAUGAAGAAGAUCCGAGAGCUCGGCUCGCUGCCUCAGGAGGCCUUCGAGAAGUACCAGACCCUCACACUCAAGCAGUUGUUCCGUAAACUGGAGCAGUGCAACACAGAGCUGAAGAAGUACAGCCACGUCAACAAGAAAGCUCUGGAUCAGUUUGUGAACUUCUCUGAGCAGAAGGAAAAGCUCAUCAAGCGCCAGGACGAGUUGGAGCGCGGCCACAAAUCCAUCAUGGAGCUCAUGAACGUCCUGGAGCUGCGCAAGUACGAGGCCAUCCAGCUCACCUUCAAACAGGUGUCGAAGAACUUCAGUGAGGUUUUCCAGAAGCUGGUGCCCGGAGGCAAAGCUACACUGGUGAUGAAGAAGGGUGAUGCUGAAGGCAGCCAGUCUCAGGACGAGGGUGAGGGCGGGGGAGACAGUGAGAGGGGCUCCGGCUCCCAGAGCAGCGUUCCUUCAGUGGACCAGUUCACCGGAGUCGGCAUCAGGGUGUCGUUCACAGGGAAGCAGGGGGAGAUGAGAGAGAUGCAGCAGCUGUCUGGAGGUCAGAAGUCUCUUGUGGCUCUGGCCCUGAUCUUUGCCAUCCAGAAGUGCGACCCCGCUCCAUUCUACCUGUUCGAUGAGAUCGACCAGGCCCUCGACGCCCAGCACAGGAAGGCUGUCUCAGACAUGAUCGUGGAGCUGGCCGGCCACGCCCAGUUCAUCACCACCACCUUCAGGCCCGAGUUGCUCGAGUCUGCUGACAAGUUCUACGGAGUCAAAUUCAGAAACAAGGUGAGUCACAUCGAUGUGAUCACAGCGGAGCAGGCCAAAGACUUUGUGGAGGAUGACACCACCCAUGGUUAAAAGCCCUCAACUCUUCAUCCUCUUCCUCCUACUCCUCUUCCUCUACAGUGCACUGUGUAGCUUGAAGCCUUCCAGGACAGAAAUAUGUUGCUCGAUACACCAGCCUGUUUUUGGCUUUCUGUUAAGGAUAGACAAUGAACAUCCACCAAGACUGCAAUAUGAUUGGACAUGUUUUGAUAACAUUCAGAAAAUCCCAUUUUCUUUUCUUUCUAGGCUGAUAAAACCAAACAUUGGAAAAAAAAUGUGAUUUCAUUGCAAACAAAAAAUAGCAUGCAGGGGCCAUUUGUUUUGUCACAUUCCCUACAUUGCUAUGCCUCUCGUAAAACAACCACCCUCUAUCUGAAAACUGACACAACUUUAGGUGUUUAACACUGAAGAAUUUUGGCUAAAGAGGUCUGGAAGAAAAUGGUCUGGCAAAAAAGUCUUAGCCGAGUUUUGGUAAUCUGUUAUUUGAAUUGCGAAGUGCAAGAGAUGCUGUUAAAUGUCUUCAGGACCUUUUUAGACCGCAAAUCAUCUUCUGUACAGUUCUUUUUUUAUAUGACUUGGAUGACGAUUGUUAAAAGCUCAGUGGAGAUGGGAGGGUCUCAGGCUGAUCUAGAUUUCUGUUUUUGUUGUCACCCUUGUAAAACUUGUUUUUGUUCACGCAGAGGUUUCUGUAACUUUACUCUUUAUACUCCUGAAACAAUGCUAACCUUUAUCUGUCAUAACCAGCCACAUGGCUUAAAAUGUUUAAAGGUUGUGGUUCCUUUUUAUGGUUGUUUCUGUAAUGUGUUAUUUCCUGUUUUUAGGUCAUUUAAGUAUAUGAAUGGUUUAAAUCCAAACCACAGAUAUCCAAUGUAGAAUUUAACGCAGCUCCACAUUCAACAAUUCAGAAGCAGAAGAUAUUCAGAGGUGGUUCCAUUUCUAUUCACUUCAGUAGAGGUUGUGCUUUUCUGGAAUACCAAGUUGUAAUUUAUCAUUUCAUUUACUGGAUGAAUUGUUCGGGAUUAAACUCCUCAUAUGUUGCACCUAGUUUCAAAUCUACUUUUUAAGUUGUUUAUGUUCAUUUACAUGUAACGAGAAAACCUACAAAAAUAAUAAAAUAUUUCAAAAAUAAAACAAUGUCAUGCUUAAUAAGGCCACUAGAUGGCGCUGCGCCACUGAUAGCUGACCUGAAAUGUAUGAUGCAUUGUUCAAGAGGAUUUCACAGAAUCGGUUGUUUUAAUAUUAAUGUAACAUGGUGUUGCAGAUAGUAAGUUUUAUCAGCAGAUUACCAAAUUCCAAAUACGAAACCUUUUUGUCGUACAUUAAAUCUUU